AUGCCUAGAGCUAUAAUCAGUGACGGAGAAUCUCACUUUCAUGAGCGGAAGUUAGACACCCUCCUCAAAAAGUAUGGUGUUUACCAUAGGACAGGGUUAACCUACCAUCUCCAAACUAGUGGCCAAGUUGAAGUUUCCAACCGUGAGAUCAAGGCCAUUAUAGAGAAGGUGGUGGCAAAAUUAAGGAAAUAUUGGAGCGAUAAUUUGGAUGACACCCUUUGGGCAUACAGAACUGCGUUUAAGACCCCAAUAGGUAUUAUUCCAUAUAGACUCGUGUACGACAAAGCAUGUCAUCUUUCGGUGGAAUUAGAAUUUAAGGCAUAUUGGGCUAUUAUGGAGCUCAAUUUGGAUGUCAAGUUAGCGGGAAAGUUGAAGUCAAGGUGGUCGGGUCCUUUUACUGUCAAAAGGGCUAACAAAUUUGGUUUUGUGGAGGUAUUUGAUGAGCAUGGUAACGAGUUCAAGGUUAAUGGCCAAAGACUCAAGCUAUAUCAUGAGGGGGCUACGAUUGGUGCACUUGAACUACUUCACCUAAGAGGUUCCGGUUCAUUUUGA
Molecule: messenger RNA, 552 nt
Organism: Chenopodium quinoa (quinoa)
Lineage: Eukaryota; Viridiplantae; Streptophyta; Magnoliopsida; Caryophyllales; Amaranthaceae
Exons: 2
Coding region: 1-552 (183 amino acids)
Biological process (GO): DNA integration
Molecular function (GO): nucleic acid binding
Source: RefSeq, a predicted model, not a curated record